AUGGUGCGUCAAAAGCAACCCAAAGUUUUAUUCUUGUGUGAAACGUUAUGUAAAAGGGAUAAGGUGGAGUGGGUUAGAGCAACUAUUGGUUUUGAAGGGUGUUUUGCAGUCGAUUGUUUGGGCCAUAGUGGUGGUAUUGCGAUGCUUUGGAAGGUUGGUGAGGAGGCUUCUUUGAUGAGUUAUGGGCAUAAUCAUGUGGAUAUGGAGAUUUGUCUUUGUGGUCACCCUAAAUUCCGUUUAACGGGGUUCUAUGGGAAGCCAAACCGUAGCCUGAGAGAAGAUUCUUGGAGGAAGCUUAGGCAGCUUGCGAGUGCUUCUUCGUUACCUUGGUGUUUGGUGGAUCUAAAUAAUUUUACUUGGGAGCGAGGUCGUGGGACAGAUAAUUGGGUGGAGGUUCACUUAGACAGAGCUUUAGUUUCACAAGGUUGGUUGUCAUUGUUUGCAAAUGCGAAGCUAUAUAAUCUUGGUCCUUCUGCUUCAGAUCAUGCCCCGUUAUGGUUGAAUCUGGACCUAAGAAAGCGAACAACUUUUACAUACCGUUUUCGUUUUGAAAACGCUUGGACUAGAGAUCCUCUUUGUAGGCAGAUAGUGCAGGACAGGUGGGGGGUCCCUCAUUCAGAUACUCUGUUUCAGAAGAUUCAUUGCUGUAGUACUUCUUUGGCGGAAUGGGGUCGUAACAUUACUGGAAGAUUCAAACAUCAAAUAGCUCGGUUGAAAACUAUCUUGCAGUGGACACAAGGGAGGCGUGAUAGGUACUCACUUCAGAAAUAUAAGGAGACUCAGGCUUUAUUGUUCAAGGCUGGUGACCCCAACACUAAAUUCUUUCAUGCUUCGGCAAAUAAAAGGAGAAGGAGGAAUCAGAUAGUUGCACUUAAGGAUGAUGAGGGUGUGUUACGAGAUUGGGAUAACGGAUUGGGCACGGUUAUGGUAGAUUAUUUCAAGCAUCUUUUUUCAGCAUCUAGCACAGACUGGCAUAGUGUGACGGAGUGUAUAUCGGCAUCAAUUUCAGAGGAUGUGAAUAUGGAUCUAGUGAGGCCCAUUGAAUCUGAAGAAGUAAAGCAGGCCUUGUUUCAGAUGCACCCAGAUAAAUCGCCGGGGCCGGAUGGUUUCUCGCCAGGUUUCUACCAAAAGUUUUGGGAUAUUGUGGGUGAGGACAUUAUUAGCAUGGUUCAGGAUUUUUUCACUACUGGUACCUUUCUAAAUCAUCUUUCAGAAACCAAUAUUGUUUUGAUUCCUAAGAAGUCAGACCCGGAGUCGAUGGGAGAUUUAAGACCGAUUGCUCUUUGUAAUGUGGUCUAUAAAGUGGUUUCGAAGGUGAUGGCGAAUAGAAUGAAGUCAGUGCUUAAGAUGGUGAUUUCAGAAACUCAGAGUGCCUUUGUGCCAGGGAGAUUGAUCACCGACAAUAUUAUGGUGGCUUUUGAGGUAAUGCACUAUCUUAAGAGAAAAGGGUCGGGGAAGGAUGGGUUUAUGGCUUUAAAGCUCGAUAUGAGUAAAGCUUACGACAGGAUUGAAUGGGGGUUCCUUGAAGCUAUGAUGAAAAAGAUGGGCUUUGGGGAUCAUUGGGUGUCGUUGGUCAUGAAAUGUGUUAGCUCGGUCUCAUAUAAGAUUGCUAUUGAGGGACAGGAGUUGGGGCCUAUCGUUCCAACUAGAGGGUUGAGACAAGGAGACCCGCUUUCACCGUAUCUUUUUAUUAUCUAUGCAGAAGGCUUUUCUGCGUUGAUUUCUAAAUUUUUUGGCGAAGGUAGGCUCACAGGGUGUAAGUUGGCAAGAGCGGCUCCUGUGAUAUCGCAUAUGUUGUUCACUGAUGACAGCUAUUUGUUCUGUAAAGCAUCAAUGGAGGAGGCAGUUCAUGUGAAAGAAUUACUCCACUCUUAUCAGGUGGCCUCAGGACAACAAAUCAACUUAGCCAAAUCAUCGGUGUUUUUUAGCACGAAUACCAGGAUUGAGACGCGCCAAGACAUUUGUACAGAGCUCCAUAUUCCUGAGGUAGGCCCAUAUAGCAUGUAUUUGGGGCUGCCAAAUACUCUGGGAAGGAAUAAAUCUGUGUUGUUGGGCUAUAUUAAGGACAAAAUGAGGAAAAGAAUUGAGCAGUGGGAGGGGCGCUUAUUAUCUAAGGCUGGGAAGGAGGUUUUGAUUAAAACUGUUGCUCAGGCGUUGCCCUCUUAUGCCAUGAAUUUUUUCUUGCUCCCUCUAGGCUUAUGUAAAGAGAUGGAGAUGCUUAUGAGUCGGUACUGGUGGCGUUCUUCCUCAAGCAAUGGUAGAGGAAUUCACUGGCGGAAAUGGGAUUCAUUAACAAUGCACAAGGUUAAGGGAGGUAUGGGUUUUAGAGAUCUUCAUGAUUUUAAUAGAUCUCUCUUAUGUAAACAGGGAUGGCGUUUACUCACUAAUCCAAAUUCGUUAGUGAGUCGCACUUUCAAAGCUCGUUAUUACCGAAAUGGGAAUUACUUAAGUGCUGAACUUGGGUCUAAUCCAAGUUAUAUUUGGAGGAGUAUAUGGGAAGUGAAGGCUUUAGUAAAAAGUGGAGCACGUUGUCGAGUUGGGAAUGGGGAGACUAUCAUUAUUAAUUCGGACCCAUGGGUCCUAGAUAGGGAUAACCCCUGGGUUACUUCGGUACACCCUGCUUUGAUUGGAGCAAAAGUCUCUUCUUUGCUGCUUGUGGAUAGCCGCGAAUGGGAUGUGGAUUUGCUUAAGGACCUGUUCAAUGACCGAGAUUUGAGAUGCAUUCUUAGCAUUCCUUUAAGCAAUAAUCGUCCUAUGGAUAGCUGGUUUUGGUCCUUGGAGCCUUCUGGGUUUUUCACUAUUAGUGUAGCUGGGUUAAAUGAUGAUCAGAGAGCUCAAGCAUUUAUGCUCUGUUGGGCGGUUUGGAGAAGGAGGAAUGAUUAUGUGUGGCGAAAUCGAAGAGGCACAAACCAUGGUGUGCUUCUCACGGCUGAUUCGUCAUUGCUAGCCUGGGUUCAAGCCCAAGAUCGUGAAAUUGCACCUCUGCCCAACUUUUUAUCUCCUGCUGACGGCCGAUUGUCGUGGGUCAAACCACCUCUUGGUGCGCUAAAGAUUAACGUAGAUGCAGCAAUCUUCUCUGCGGCGGCCACUUAUAGUUUUGCAUGCAUUGUUCGUGAUCAUGAGGGAGCUUUUGUGGAGGCCUUCUCUGUGUGCCGCGCUGGGGUUGUUUCUCCGGGAUUGGGUGAGGCGUUGGGUGUCCGGGAGGCUUUGAGUUGGAUAAAGAAAAGGUCUUGGCAGCAAGUGGAGAUCGAAACUGACAGCUUGCUGGUUGUUCAAGCAUUAAGGAUUUCUACUUCGAUGGCCUCUUACUUUGGGGUCGUUAUAGAUGAAUGCAAAGCCCUUUGGAAGGAAUUGGUUUCUGUUUCAAUUUAUUUUGUUAAACGUUCUGCAAAUGAAGUUGCCCAUGCUUUGGCAAAAGCUUCUUCUACAGUGGCUGAACGUAUGUUAUUGAAGGAGAAUAUCUCCUCUAUUGUGUUGGAUGUAUUAUUGAAAGAUUGUUGCUAA
Molecule: messenger RNA, 3504 nt
Organism: Humulus lupulus (European hop)
Lineage: Eukaryota; Viridiplantae; Streptophyta; Magnoliopsida; Rosales; Cannabaceae
Exons: 4
Coding region: 1-3504 (1167 amino acids)
Molecular function (GO): nucleic acid binding; RNA-DNA hybrid ribonuclease activity
Source: RefSeq, a predicted model, not a curated record